Molecule: messenger RNA, 1473 nt
Organism: Effrenium voratum
Lineage: Eukaryota; Dinophyceae; Suessiales; Symbiodiniaceae
Source: the annotation of a GenBank genome assembly
AUGAAGAAGAAGAUUAACAUUGAGAUGUGGUGCACGGUUCUGGCCGUGGAGGACAUGUUCCGCGACCAGCUCUUUCUCCGCAAGGCGGCCACGGAGAUGGGCGUGUUUUUGCCCACGCCCAUGGCCGCCUUGCUGGACCUGACCGACAGGCGCAAAGUGGUGCCAGCAAAGCUUGAAUUGAGGCACUCGUCUCCGAAGCAAAGGUCCGAGCGAUCCCGCUCCCGUGGCAGGCCGACAGAGACAGAGUUUCCCGUGGACGAGGUGGAGUUCAGCCAAGACUCCAUCGGGCGGCGCUUCAGAUGUGGCCGGGAAAUCCGACACACGGUGAGCGAACUUCUAUGCGGAGAGGUAAAGCCUGACAGGGACAGCUUCAUGAUCUUGAAUGCUGUGAGGGUCGGGCAGCGCAUCAUUUGUCGGAACAACCGGCGACUUUGGGCGCUGCGAGAAUUCCAGCGGCUGAAGCGCCGGGGCAAAAGCGACUUCCAGGUCAAGGUCAGACUGAGAGUUGUGCAGUACCACGAUCCGCUCUUCGUGAACUUCGUGGAGUCACGAGCUCCGCGCAAGCAGGAGAUGCCACGCGAAAGGGAGGACCACGAAGCAGAAGACGAUGCCAGGGUGAGAGCUGAGGAUGCCCUCGAACUCAUGCUGCAAGAGCAAGACAGGAACGAGGAUCAGAGAACAGAGGAGCCAGUCGCGGAGCCGGAAAAGGACGCCUUCACCUGCAGGCGGCAGGCGACGCGAGCGGGGCUGUCGCUUGUGGCCGGCUGGGCAGCCUUUGCUGUGCCCGGGCGUGUACUGUCCGUGCUGCGCCGCAGUGCGGGAAGAGGAGCUGUCCGAUGGCCUCGGCGUUUGAUGCUUGCGAUGGUUCCUGCAGUGCCGGCGGCUGCGGAGGCAAAGGGCAACCCGUUUCUGCUGCUACAAGAUGGAAUGGAGGCUUUCCGGCAAGCCCGCGUGGAAGACUCCGUGAAGCUGUUCGACGAAGCGGCUGAAUCUGGGUUCCCCAAGGCGAGACUGUGGCAACGGGGCCUGUCACUGUACUAUGCUGAGCGCUUUGCGGAUGGCACCGAGCAGUUCCGUAAGGAUGUGGACCUGAACCCCAACGACACCGAAGAGUCGAUUUGGGCCUUUCUCUGCGAAGCCAAGAUGCAAGGCUUCGACCAGGCGCGGAAGCAGAUGCUGACCGUGGGCCAGGACCCCAGGCCCGUGAUGCGAAACGCCUACGCCUUGUUUCGGGGCGAUGAUGACGGGAAGUACCUGGAGACCAUGGAGAACCUCGCAGAGAGAUCUGGAUCCGACUGCUUCUAUGCGUCCUUGUACUUGGGCCUUUUCUAUGAGGCCAAGGCGGACUCCGCGAAGGCCAAGGAGUGGCUGCUGAAGGCGGUGGAUUCCUCCUACGGCCGCAGCAGCAACGACUACAUGGCGGACUUGGCGCGGGUCCAUGCCCUGCGCCGCGGCUGGCGGUCUGAGCUCUGA